Messenger RNA from Nestor notabilis (Kea), 1985 nucleotides. It is a transcript of the gene SEMA6A, whose product is annotated as sema domain, transmembrane domain (TM), and cytoplasmic domain, (semaphorin) 6A. The annotation marks the transcript as partial. The record is from RefSeq and is a predicted model, not a curated record. Gene Ontology annotation, molecular function: chemorepellent activity; semaphorin receptor binding. Lineage: Eukaryota; Metazoa; Chordata; Aves; Psittaciformes; Psittacidae. Gene Ontology annotation, biological process: semaphorin-plexin signaling pathway; negative regulation of axon extension involved in axon guidance; axon guidance. The transcript has 18 exons.
AGGGUGAAGUGAAGAAGUGAAGCCUCCCAGCUGAACUACUAUGAGGUCAGAAGCCUUGCUGCUAUAUUUCACACUGCUACACUUUGCUGGGGCUGGUUUCCCAGAAGAUUCUGAGCCAAUCAGUAUUUCGCAUGGCAACUAUACAAGACAAUAUCCGGUGUUUGUGGGUCACAAACCCGGGCGGAACACCACGCAGAGGCACCGGCUGGACAUCCAGCUGGUCGUGGUCAUGAACAGGACCCUCUACGUUGCUGCUAGGGACCAUAUUUAUACCGUUGAUAUGGACACAUCACAUACAGAAGAAAUUUAUUUUAGCAAAAAAUUGACAUGGAAAUCUAGACAAGCUGAUGUAGACACAUGCAGAAUGAAGGGGAAACAUAAGGAUGAGUGUCAUAAUUUUAUUAAGGUUCUCCUAAAAAGAAAUGAGGAUACACUGUUUAUCUGUGGAACAAAUGCAUUCAACCCUUCUUGCAGGAACUACAAGAUGGAUACCCUGGAAGUUCUGGGAGAUGAAUUCAGUGGGAUGGCCAGGUGCCCCUAUGAUGCAAAGCAUGCCAACGUUGCGUUGUUUGCAGAGGGAAAGCUGUAUUCUGCCACAGUGACCGACUUCCUUGCAAUAGAUGCAGUCAUAUACCGGAGCCUUGGAGACAGCCCAACUCUGCGGACAGUUAAACAUGACUCAAAGUGGUUGAAAGAACCGUACUUUGUCCAGGCAGUGGACUAUGGCAAUUACAUUUACUUCUUCUUCCGAGAAAUAGCAGUGGAGUACAACAGCAUGGGAAAGGUAGUUUUCCCAAGGGUGGCUCAGGUUUGCAAAAAUGACAUGGGAGGAUCUCAGAGAGUGCUGGAAAAACAGUGGACUUCCUUUCUCAAGGCUCGUUUGAACUGCUCAGUUCCUGGCGAUUCACACUUCUACUUUAACAUACUCCAGGCAGUUACAGAUGUUAUCCAUUUCAAUGGUCGGGAUGUUGUUUUAGCAACCUUCUCCACUCCAUAUAAUAGCAUCCCUGGCUCUGCAGUCUGUGCCUAUGACAUGCUUGACAUUGCCAAUGUAUUUACUGGGAGAUUCAAAGAACAAAAGUCUCCAGACUCAACGUGGACACCAGUUCCUGACGAACGAGUGCCCAAGCCCAGGCCUGGUUGCUGUGCUGGCUCUACAUCGUUAGAAAAAUAUGUAACCUCUAACGAGUUCCCGGAUGAUACUCUGAACUUCAUCAAAACACAUCCUCUGAUGGAUGAGGCUGUACCUUCCAUUGUCAAUCGACCCUGGUUCCUGAGAACAAUGGUCAGAUACCGCCUCACCAAAAUUGCCGUGGACUCUGCUGCUGGGCCAUACCAGAACUACACCGUGGUUUUCUUGGGAUCAGAGAAGGGAAUCAUCUUGAAGUUCUUGGCACGGACAGGAAACAGUGGUUUCCUAAAUGACAGCCUUUUCCUGGAGGAGAUGAACAUUUACAAUCCUGAAAAGUGCAGCUACGAUGGCGUGGAGGACAAGCGGAUCGUGGGCAUGCAGCUUGACAAGCCCAGCAGCGCCCUCUAUGUCGCCUUCUCCACCUGUGUCAUCAAGGUUCCCCUGGGACGUUGCGAGCGUCAUGGCAAAUGCAAAAAGGCCUGCAUAGCAUCCAGAGACCCGUACUGCGGAUGGAUGAAGGAGAGCGGGGUGUGCACACAGCUGGUUCUUGGCUCCAAACUGGCAUUCGAACAGGACAUAGAACAUGGCAAUACAGAUGGACUGGGUGACUGCCAAAAUUCCUUCGUAGCCCUGAAUGACAUCUCAACUGCUUCACCUGAUCAUGAAAUGUCUUACGACACAGUGUAUGGACACUCCAGUUCCCUAGUCCCAAGCACCACCACUUCCGACUCUCGCGCUCGACAGGGUUAUGAUGCUAGGGGACGCAUGCUGAAUUGGAAGGAUCCGCUUGGUUCAUCUGAAAAUACAGAUCCAUAUGUGGCAGUUUCAUCCCAUAAUCAUCAAGACAAGAAGG